UUAUAAAAUUUAAUAAAGAAGUGAUUUUUCUCCUUCACUGAUGUGUGCUAAUGAGGCUGCAGUGAUGGGCACUGAUAGGUGGCACUGAUGGGCAUUGACAGGCAUCACUGAUGGCCACUGAAAGGCAGCACUCAUAUAUGGCACUGAUAGGUGACACUGAAAGGCAGCUCAGAUGGGCACUGAUAUGUGGCAUUGAUGUGCACUGGCAGGCACUGAUAUGUGGCACUGAUGGGCACUGGCAGGUGGCAUUGAUGAGCACUGACAGCUGGCAUUGAUGGACACGGACAGGUGUCACUGCUGGGGCUACACU
This is a messenger RNA of Staurois parvus, 310 nucleotides long. NCBI's taxonomy places the organism in Eukaryota, Metazoa, Chordata, Amphibia, Anura, Ranidae. The record is from the annotation of a GenBank genome assembly.